Messenger RNA from Myripristis murdjan (pinecone soldierfish), 11774 nucleotides. Its product is annotated as chondroitin sulfate proteoglycan 4-like. NCBI's taxonomy places the organism in Eukaryota, Metazoa, Chordata, Actinopteri, Holocentriformes, Holocentridae. The record is from RefSeq and is a predicted model, not a curated record. The transcript has 22 exons. Gene Ontology annotation, biological process: anatomical structure morphogenesis. The coding region runs from base 103 to 7878 and encodes 2591 amino acids.
AGAGAGAGAGAGAGAGCGAGCAGAGAAAACAAUGGAGCGCUCCGUCCAGCAGCCAGAUGUUCCUCUGAACUGAGAGCGGAGUGAAGCUGGUUGCUCCUGCCGAUGGGGAGUUUUGUGGCCGAGCUGCUGUUUCUGCUCCUCCUGCUGAUUUCCACAGGACGGCUUCAUGGAGCCUCGUUCUUCGGUGACGGCUACGUCCACCUGCGCACCGUGGAGGCGUCGGCCCAGACGCUGCUGCACGUCCGCUUCCGCACCUCCAGCCAGGCCGGGCUGCUCUUCCUGGCAGCUGGAUACAGAGACUUCCUGCUGCUGGAGCUGACCUCGGGACGCCUGCAGGUGCGUCUGGACCUGGGCUCAGGUGAGCGCUCGCUGCGCUCAGAGAAGGGCGUCUACGUGAGCGACCUGGCCUGGCACUCCAUGGAGCUGAACCACGACCAGCACAACGUCACCAUGACCGUGGAUCGAAACUCUCGCACCAGCCUGCGCAUGCCGGGGCCCGAUCUGGAGCUCAGCGUCGACGACGGGCUCUUCGUGGGCGGGUCGGCCGGGCUGGACCGCCCCUACCUGCCUCCCCCCUCCGACUACAACAGCACCGGGUUCAGAGGCUGCGUGGACGAAGUCGUGUUCAACGAGCACAACCUGCUGUCCAGCCUGAGGCCGUACUCUGGAUACAAGAGCGUCCACGAGGUCUCCCUGGGCUGCAGCCCCCAGUUCUCUGCCACUGAAGACGAUUCCAUCAGCUUCUUCAGCUCCAAAGCCUUCGUCGCCCUCCCGCCGUGGGACAUACCACAGGAGGGGGUGUUUGAGUGUGAGCUGCACCCCUCUGCCAGAGACGGAGACGGGAUGAUCCUGUACAGCUCCGCUCUGGAGGGGGGGUUUGUCGCCAUAGAGAUCAGAGACGGUCAGCUGGUGGCGACGGUGGGGAACGGCGAGGGGAGUAAGACCGAGCUGCGCUCCCUCACAAACCUGCGCACCAACCACACCUGGUACCCGGUCCGGCUGCACCUGAUGCCCAGCAGCGUGCAGCUGAAGGUGGGCGAGGAGCUGCUCAGCAGCAGCCUGGGGCCGGAGCUGCAGGGCAUCCAGCUCAGAGGGCCCCUGUACCUGGGAGGCCUGGACGAAAAGGCCCGGGGGGAGGCGAGGCGAAUCAGGCUGCUGUCGUUGGUGGCCAGGGGGCCGCUGGCGGGAGGGGGCGGAUCCUUUAAAGGCUGUCUACGAGAAAUUAGGGUGAACACCCAGAGAACGGGCCUCCCUCAGGCCACAGUCACCAAGGAUGUCUCUGUGAGCUGCAAGCUGGCCCAGGCGGCAGGAGCGGUGACCACGCCCAGCCCGACCCUGCAGCCCCCGUUCGAUUUGACGACCAAGCAACCAAUCACCAGUGACAAGAGGAAGAACCCCAACUUCCUGUUUCUGAGACAGCUGGAGGUGGCGGAGGGAAGCAGGGCGCCGCUGGAACCCAAACACAUGAAGGUCAACCUGGACUUCAGGAAACUGGGGAUGCAUCCGGCCCAGCUCAUGUUCCGCAUCGAGGAGCAGCCGGUCCACGGCCAGCUGCGGCUGGACCUCGCCUCCGAACGGGACGGGGCGAGGGGCGGGGCCCGGGGGGAGGGAGGCGAGGAGGAGGGCCAGACCUUCAGCAUGCUGGACCUGUGGCAGGGCCGGGUCAUGUACGUCCACAGCGGGUCGGAGGACCGGCAGGACUUCUUCAUGUUCUCGGUUUUCUCCAGCAGCAAGAAGGAGCUUCCUCAGUUUCUGAGGGGAAACCGGCUGCACCGCUUCGACAUCAACAUCAGCCCCGUGAACGACGCGCCGGAGCUCAGCCUGCCGGAGGGAAACCUCUUCACACUGCUGGAGAACUCCAAACGGCAGCUGACCACGGAUGUGCUGCGAGUGUCAGACCCCGACAGCAGUCCUGCAGACCUGCUCUUCAGCUCCCUGGGAAGCCCCGUCAUGGAGGCCGGAUACCUGGAGCACCAGGACUACCCCGGCAGGCCCAUCAGUCUGUUCUCCCUGACGGAUCUGGAGGACGGUAAAGUCGCCUUCGUCCACAGCGGAGCCGCCACGUCCCGGCUGGCACUCAGGGUCAGCGACGGGGAGAAGCUGAGCAACACGGUGGUUUUGAGGAUCAUGGCGGUUGUGCUCGAACACACACUGGUCAAUAACACGGGGCUGGAGGUGGACCAGGGCGGGGCUGCCAUCAUCACCGCCAAUCACCUCGCGGUGCAGGUGAACGUGGCCGAUCAGGCCGUGGAAAUCCGCUACGACGUCAUGGAGUUCCCUCAAUACGGCGAGCUCCAGCGGCUGCACUCGAGCGGCGAGUGGAAAUACACGAGCUCCUUCUCGCAGAAACUUCUAGAGAAAGAACGGAUCCGGUACCUGAACACCUUCCAGGGCCUCCAGGCUCAGAGCAACGUCACGGAUAGCUUCAAAUGUAAGAUAACCAUGGGCUCCACGGCCACCGCAGAGGUCGUUUUCCCCAUCACCGUGCGCUGGAUCCACUUAAAGGUAACGCGCAGCAAGAUGGAGGUCAGCGGUGUUCGGAAAGUCGUUAUCACCGCAGAGGACCUCCACGCAAUUUCCAAGGGUGUCAAACUCCCUGAAAGCGACCUCCACUUCAGGCUCCUGACGGUACCGAAGAAAGGUCAGCUGUUCCUCAACCACCGAGUCCUGAAAAGAAACUCGACGUUCAGCCAGAAGAACAUCUCGGACAGCCUGGUGAAGUACGAGCUGCUCGGCCGGCCCAACGAAGACGCCAGAGAUACCUUCAGCUUCCAGCUUUUCUCCAGGCUCGCCAGCUCCGCGACUCACGAAUUCAGGAUCAACAUCAAGGCCGAAUCAAACGCCAUUGUCGUGGUUAGCAAAGGGCUGUCCGUCCUGGAAGGUGAGCGCAAACUCAUCACCAAGGACGUCCUGUUCACCUACACACCGAGCAACCGGGCGGUCCAGUACAGCGUCACCACGAGCCCCCGCUUCGGCCGCAUCAGGAGGAUCAACGUCUCCAACUCGACGGCCGUCAACGACAACAUCGUGAGCUUCACGAACCAGGACAUCGUCGAGGAGCGGAUCAUGUACGUUCACGACGACAGCGAGACCAAGCAGGACUCCUUCACCUUCUACGUCACCGUCUACAGAUCAAACAAACUCACCGGCAGGAGGGAGGAGAGAAACCCGGCCGAGCACAACUUCAACAUCUCGGUGCAGCUCGUCAACGACCAGCGGCCGGUCAGGGUCGUCGAUAAAGUUUUCCACGUGGCCCGUGAUGGCCAGAGGCUGCUCACGCUGGAUGACCUGUGUUUCCGUGACGAUGACUCGGACUUUGAGGACAGCUGGUUGGUCUACACAAGGCGGGGGAUUCCCAUGGGAGAGCUGGUGCUGACGAGCGACACCACCCACAAGCUGUACGAGUUCACCCAGAAGGAUCUGGAGCAGAGAAAAGUGCUGUUUGUCCACAAAGGAGUGAGUUCUGGCCGUUUUGUCCUAUUCGUCUCAGAUGGGAAACACUACGUUUCAACACUGCUGGAGGUGACGGCCCAGGACCCGUACCUGCAGGUGGGGAACAACACGGGCCUCAUGGUGCAGAGAGCCGGGGUCACGACCCUGACCUCCGCCAACCUCAGCGUCUUCAGCAACCUUGACAUCCGAGAGCCACAGGAGGUGACGUACGAGGUCUUCCUGCCGCCCAGGCAUGGCGUCCUCUUCCUGGACGAUGGAGACGGAGAAGGAGACGGAGAUGGAGACACAGUCGGAGACGGAGACGACGUCGUCGCGGCAGUAGACUCCAUUUCAAAGUUCACCCAGGAGGAUCUGGUUUUGGGCCGUGUGGCAUAUUGUCACGACGGCAGUCACGAGCUGUCGGACGGCUUCAACGUGACGGCGAGAGCGCGAGAGAGGAGCACGGAGAGGCGGAUGGAAAGGGGGAGGAGAGAAGUACACCUGGACAUCGGGGUGGCGGUCAAAGUUUACCUGGAGAGCCACCAGAGGCCCCCCACGGUCCUCAGCAACCGUCCGGUGGUCGUGGCGGAGGGACAAAACGCCUCCGUAACCAGGGAACAUUUAGAGGUGGUCCAUGAAGACAGCCAGCCCUCGGAGAUAGUCUUCUCCGUCCAAAGCCCUCCCACCCUGGGCUUCCUUCACAGGAUCUCCCCCCCUGAGGAGCUCGGAAACGACCAGGGAGAACAGCAGCAGAGCAACCAGAGCUCCAGCGAGCAGCCGAUCACAUCGUUCACCCAGGAGGACGUGAACCGCGGCUCGCUGGUCUACCGGCAGCAGACCUCCGGAGGCACCAGCGACUCCCUGCUGCUGCAGGCCACCAACGGCGUGACCGAGGUGGGACCCAUCCGGCUGGAGAUCGACAUCAUCCCCGUGCUGCUGCCGCUGCAGGUGUCCCGGCUGACGCUGGACGAGGGCUCCUCGCUGCCGCUCACCGCCGACCUCAUCAAGGUGGCCAGUCACCAUUUCUCUGGGAUGAACUUCCUGUACCAGGUGAUCGUCCCGCCGCGGCACGGACACCUGGAGCACAGCAGGAUCCCCGGCAUGCCCAUCACCGCGUUCACACACACCGAGGUGGAGCGCGAGUACAUCUCGUACAUCCACGACGGCAGCGAGACGCUCAGCGACAACUUCACCAUCGUGGCCAAUCAGACGGAGAUCAGGAAGCACAGUCUGCCGUGCAGCGUCCUCAUCGCUGUGACGCCCGUCAACGACGAGACGCCCGCCGUCACCGCCAACCGGGAGCUCAGGAUCUGGGUUGGGUCGGUGACUCAGAUCUCGGUGGAUGACCUCAGCGCUGAGGAUUUGGACACGGAGCCGGACGGGAUCGAGUUUGUCGUCACGCCGCCUAGCAACGGGCACCUGGCGCUGAAGAGCGCCCCCUCCAGGCACAUCCUGAACUUCACCCAGAGGCACAUCCAGGACGGCCAGCUGGUGUUCGUGCACAGCGGUGCGCUGUCCGGCGGCUUUCACUUCCAGGUGAACGACGGCGUGAACUUCGCCCCGCGGCAGAUCUUCAGCACAGCCGCCCGCUCGCUGGUCCUCACCCUGCAGAAAAACCAGCCCCUGGAGGUUUACCCAGGGUCUGUGACGCCCAUCUCUAAACGGGAGCUUCAGGUGGGGACCAACGACGACGUGGACAUCAGAAGAAACAGCUCGGCGGUGUUUUCGGUGACCACGGCUCCUAAACUGGGACGUCUGGUGCGGCGUCUGCAGGACAACACCACAGAGCCGGUGUCCGCCUUCACACAGAGCAUGGUGAAUGAAGGCGUGAUACUCUACGACCAGAACAAGCCGGAGUCGGUCGGUUGGCUGGCUUCAGACUCUUUCUCCUUCACCGUGUCCAGUCCUCCUGCGUUCCUUGCUCCCAGCACCUUCACCAUCCUGAUCUCCUACCAGGCCAAGGCGCAACGCAACCAAAACCCCGGCCGACGCAAGACCAAGCUGCUGAGCAACGCAGGCGCUGUGGUGGCCGAGGGAGGCAGGGUGACGAUCGACAGAUCCAAGCUCGACGCCUCCAACCUGCUGGGGAAGGUUCCAGAGCCGCAACGCCGCGACCACCAGGUCCUGUACCGCAUCAUCUCCCUGCCGCGGCACGGAGCUCUGACCAUAGGGAAAGAGAACCUCACCAGGGACCAACCAGGAUUCUCGCAGGUCACCCUGAACAACCUUGGCAUCAUGUACGUCCACGAUGACUCGGAGACGACGAGUGACAGCUUCACUUUCCAAGCCUGGGUGGCUCCCUUGGAUCCUUCCUCCUCUUCCUCCUCCUCCUUUCCCACCUAUUCCUCUGCCACCUCGUCCUCGUCCUCUUUUUCCUCUCUCUCUUCGGCGUCCACCCGUCUGCCGUCAGACCGAGCUCCUCCUCCGCACUUCAACGACAGCAUGGCGGUGACGGAGAGCUUCAACAUAACAGUGACGCCAGUCAACGACCAGCCGCCACUCAUCAGGACCAGAGCUCCCAGUAUGAAGGUGGUGGUGGGGGAGAGUGUCAUACUUGGACCGGAGAACCUGCACGUUGAGGAUCUCGACACGCCUCCGGAGGAACUGCACUACAACGUCAUCAGCAAGCCCAACAACGGCUACCUGACCCUGGGGGAGCGGCUGGAGCCCGUGACCUCCUUCACCCAGUACGACAUCAACCACGGCAGACUGCACUUCAUACAGCAGGGUGAGCCCUCUACUGGAGUCUUCUACUUUACCGUCACAGACGGUUAUCACCGCCCAAUCUACAAGCUCUUCAGUUUGGAGGUUACCAAGCCAGCUGUCUCCAUGGUGAACAACACCGGCCUGUCAUUGGUUCAAGGCAGGACCGCUGUGGUCCUGACAACCAAUCAGCUGGCAGCUCAGACCAACAGUCGUCGCCCUGCCAACAUCACCUAUACGGUCACCAAACACCCUCGCCACGGACGCAUCGCCAUUAACGACCACGAAGUCCUUGCCUUCCGCCAUGAGGACCUGCAGUUUGGGCGUGUUGUCUAUCACAUGACUGAGCUCAGCGAAUCAGAGGACAGUUUUAAGAUCUCGGUGUCAGCCUCCUCCCCCGGCGUUGUGUACGGCAACAUAACUAACCAGACGGUGAACGUUAAUGUGCGGCCGCUAAUCCACCUGAGGGAGACGAUCCGGGUGCCGAGCGGCAUCACUGUGAAACUGGGGAAGAGCAUGGUGGACGCCUCGGAGCUGGCGAGGAUCAGCAGAGCCGACCCGGUCUUCGAGGUUCUCUCUCCACCCAAACAUGGAAAACUCGUCAAGAUGACCUACAAUCUUGACCGAGCCUCAGAAGUGGUGAAGUCAUUUACAUUCCGAGAUGUGGUGCAAGGCCGGAUCGCCAUCGAGGAGACGCUUAGCGACAACAACGCCAACCGGCACCGUGGAAAUAAAACCGCCUUCGCCACAGUGCGAGGCCACGCCCCCGCCACGCCCCUCAACGAUUCCUUCAUCUUCCGGCUGAAGGCUGGAAACGUACAACCGGCGAAGGGCGAGAUUCACUUCAUCAUCUUACCGCACCAUCAGAUGCAUCACAGUCAUCACGGUGCUUCAAAUAAAGCAGACAGUCCAGGUCGCGAACAGACAACCACCCGUGUGCCAGGCAACAACAGAACUACCACCGGAGGAGGGAAAGGAGGCGGGCGAGGGGGGUCGACAACACAAAGCGGGAUGGGUGGAGGCUUGCACCCCCACAUUUUGUCGCACAAGAGUCACAACAGGACGCACCACAAGGUGAAACCUCAUGGCCGCUGGCUGAACCACAGCCGCGGCGGAGGUGAAGGAGGAAGGCUGGGAGGUGGAGCAGACGGAGGGGGGCACAAACAUCCUCUGGAGCCUCAUACCUCGUCGAUCCCGGUGAAUCACAUCCCGCUGAUCCCUCCCAUCAUCCACCCGCCUCACGUCGAGGUGGUCCCUCGACCCGCUUCCGACCCGCUCCUCAUCAUCCUGCCGUUCCUCACCUGCUUGCUGCUCAUCGUCGUCCUCGUGGCUCUCAUCUUGGUUUUCCGCCACCGCAAGGAGAAACGCGCCCGGAUGCGGCUCAUCCAGGAGCUCGCCGCGGUGCCGUUACCCGCCGAGGGAAGCCCUUUCGCGGGCCAGCCGGAGCGGAGCGCGGCCAUGCCGUCCGUGGUGGUCACCCCGCUCGGCCUCAACAGCUGCCCCAAUUCCCCGGUGAAGCGCCUGAGCCCCAGGAGGCUGAGUCUGGCCCCUGGGAUGACAGUCUGGGGGCCGGUGGAGCCUGAGAGAGGAGCCGGUGAUGGGAACGGCAUAGGUGGUGAUGAAGGAGGCGCUGGGGUUAAAGGAGCCGCUGAUAACGCCGUUCCAGCCGUCACAGCAGUGUCCAGAGCCUCUCAGUGGCCACGAGGCUCUGUUCCUCUUAGAGACAGCCAGUACUGGGUUUGAUGGAUCCAAACAAGAGCAAAAACUGUGCCUUAGAGGUAAAUUUUGGUGUAAAGGGUACAAAUGACAUACAUUUACUCUCUGUGGCACCUACAGCCAUCUAAGGCGCAUGUAACACACUGUUAUGUCCUUUACAAGAGGGAAGAAUGUGUACUUCUUUGCCGAAAUGGAUCCAGUUAUUUUUGUACCACAGGUAUGACGGCCAUACAAGGUAAAACUUUGCAAUAGGACCAAACACUGUAGAUGUAAAAAGAUAUUUCUGUGAGUGUAGCUGCCAACCACUUAUAACCUCUGCAAUAUGUCAUUUGUCCAUGGAGCAUUGGUACCUCACAUGCUUGACUCUGCAUGAACAUCUAUACACACACUUUUACACACACACACACACACACACACACACACACACACACACACACACACAUAUUCUUCAGCUGUGGACCCAUAACUUGAAUUAUUUAUUCUUUACUCCUUUAUGUUGCUGCUAGAUAUGUUUUAAAUAGAUCAUAACUGUCUCAUUUCUUAUGCUGCAUUCAGUUACUAGUCGGUUCCUCGGUCGGUCCUUAAUUAGUUGUUAUUAGGUUUUUUUUCAACAUUUGCUGCUGACAUUAGCAAACUUGUUAGCUACAGUGACCAGAAGUCCCCAGUUUUCAUAGGACGUCUUGUAGCUUGAACGUACGUAAGUCGGUAUUAACACAUUCCUUAUUUCCGAGCUCCUGCAUCCGACCAUAAUUGAAUACAGCAUAACUCAACAAGACUUUUCAGUGUACAAGUCUUCGUGCGACGACGUGACAAACUGUGACUUUUAUACCUUGAUGCUUUGUCGACCACGACCCGCCCAUCCAGAACAGAACCCAGAUACCUCAGUCAGUUGUUUUUUCAUUGUACUGACAUGGUUGUGUUUUUUUGUUUUUCACUUUCCUCUUUUGGUGUACGUAUAACAAAUGUAUGCAGUAACCUCAGGUGGCAGAGCAGUUAAUAGGAUUUUAUGUCUGGAGCAGAAGUGGUAAACAAGGAACUGAAUGUCGAGCCACACCGAGCUGCUUCAGGGAGGUUUCUGCAUUGACGUUCUUGGUUUUUAUGCCACUAGGUCGCCCGUGAUGUGGUGUCUCUACAUGCGACUGCAUGUGAUGAACACUUUGAACUGGGAAAGACAAAGUUCUCAUUGGAACAAAACCUGUUACUCCAUGACCACGAUGGACUGGCCUGUUUCCCCCCCCCGGUGUUCAUCUCUUUCACGUUACCUGGACAGCCUUUACACACCUGGCCGUGCUGAUGACAUCAUGGUUACACCUCAGUACCGUUUCAAAGUGUAUUUUCUGUCUCCGUGCUCCGUUCUGCAUGUGUAUCUGUGUUGUAGGUAGUUUGUGUUGUUGCUUGCCUCUCAGGCCGCUCACACUGUGAGUUUCUCUCUCGACCCGUUGUGGGUUCCCACUGUAUGUUUAUUAGUAUCUGUGGAUACAAAAAUGUCUGUUAUAGCAUGAUGUGUUUUAGUGAGAGAAUAGCUAUCAAGCAAGUGCUAAAAAAUCCCAGUUUCCAGGAAAUAAAUCUUUGUAUUUUACAUUCCUGCAAGCCAAAGAUACGUUGAAAUGUCCCGUCAGGUUUUGUGAGGUAAAAUUAAAACAAGAGACAAACACUGAUCAGAUGGACUUUCCUCUCCCUUUCCUUUUGCCUUUCUCAUCUCAAACCAGAGCCAGGUUUGUUUUUAGCUGGCUAAGAUUUGUUAGCCAGUAGUAGCGAACAUUAGCUGAUGUUUUGUAAUGUUAACCGUAACCUUUUCCUAACCUUAACCAUGACAACAAACACAAAACUAACAAAGCUAGUGAAAGUGGCGAAAGUAGGUAACAAGCUAACGCUAACAGUCACGUGACGGGACAGAAGCGGAAAUUUUUACAUGAAGCGUAUUUUAGGUUCAGAAACAUUGACAUUUCAACGCAUUUGUUAGUUUGCAGAAACAUAAUAUGGUAACAUUUUAUUGUGGCGACUGAGAUGUAAUAAAGUCGCCUCAACCAAAAACAAACUAAAUUUAGUGCAGCGAUUGCAACUGAGCAUCAGCUGAUUGUGAGAUUCCUGUGGCUUCUCUAAAAUCUUAAAAGUUGUAGAAAACUAGGAAAAGUUGAAUUGCAGUGAUUUAAUUUCUCACCAUUUUGCACUUGACAGGGUUAAGUUUUGUUCACAGAGCAAAAUUACACCAACAGGAAACAAGGAAGCACACAAACCUGAUUGGCUGUUUUUGACCACAUGACUGUGAAAGUCCAGCUGUGACUCGCUCGGUCUGUACUUUGAGCUGCAGGAGCUGAUUGGACGUCCAGUGACGCGUUCACUGUCUUACUGAUAACAGGAACGCACCGACGUUCACAGGACGCGGCGGGUUUGAUGCUCUUAUCGGAGGCAGGAAGUCCACGGCCGCAGCGAACCUGCCGCCGCCACGUGACCUUUGAGCCGGGACUCUGAUCGGCGUCCACGCCUGCAGACUGUGUGCCGUGCAGCUGCUCUCUGCUCUCCCUCUCUUCACUGUUGUUGUAUUCGUUCAAUAAAGUCCUGAUGAACGAACACGGGCGGGUUCCACCUUAAAGUUUGAAUUUGUUUGCUUUGUUUUAUUUGGUUUGAUUUUAUCCCUCACAUGAGACACAGACAGGAUGUUUAUAACGAGUAUAAAUAACAAAAAGCUGCAUGGAGACGCAUUUUUUCGAUUCUGAUCUGGACCACAUGGAUGUGCUGUAUGAAAUAAGAUUCCGAUCCCAUGCUAAUGCUAAACUAAAACUGCAAACUGUCAGUGUUGCUAUGAUCAUAAAUAGCACAUAGGCUGAUAGAAAGGCUGUUUGACAAAAAAGAAAAAAAGAAAGUUACCUGAAAAUUAGAAAAAGAAAGAAGGGGAUUUUUUGGCUCAUUUUCUUUCUUCUUAACCUUUAAUUUCAGGACUUCGCUUGCUUAAUUUCAGGUCCUGUCCUUGUUGCUUUUUAUUUUUCUUUCUUUUUUUGUUGCAAAUUUUUGCAUCAUUUUCUUGUAACCUUUUACUAAUGUCUUGUUAACUUUUGGGUCGUUUUUCAUUAACUUGCUCUCUGCAGUUUAUCCAAACCCAACCUUUACCCUAACCUUAACCUAAUCCUAAUCCUAACCCUAACCCUUACCGUAAACUCACCUUAACCAAGUGCUUUAGCUAACCUUAGCUAAGGAGCUAAGAAGCUACGACGCUAACGUUCAUGUUAGGCUGGACCUGAUAACAAAAACAUGACACUGACACAUUUCCUCUUCUGGAGCAGCGGGUCUUUUCCACGCUUCGACGAGAUAUCGGCUUGGCGACUUUGUAGCUGAGAGUCUGCAGCUUCUAUACAUUUAGAUUCAAAAUAAUCCAAGUUAAUCCAAAAGGAGCCUUGAGAGAGUCAAAUCUAAUAUAGCCUCAUUUCUAUUCCAAAAAUCUAUUUUAGCCCCUCAACUUUCGGUUUUGUGCUACCAAGCUGGCCUGACUCUGUUUACAGUUUGAGCUCUCCGCUCCCUCUAGUGGUCAGAAAUCACUCUGCAGCUUUAAAGCGGCUUCAAAGAAAGCAGCGUGAGCGAAACCAGAGUCCUGGCAGGAUUACACGACAGACGUCAGACAAAACACGAACUUCCCUGUUUUCCAUGUGGGCAUGAGAGCGUCUCUGCUGAGCUGUAAAAUAUUUUGAUUGUGUAACGUCACCGCAGGACUUCGAGUCUCUGUGAAACUUCCUCUGGGGACCGUGGGCUCGUGUCGUCUGGGUUUCUGUCUCGCCGUGUUGAGAUGUUCGGCCAUCGCCAACUCAACACGCUCCGCUCUGGACUCCACCUUUGAUAUUUUAAUCUGCUCCGACCUCUCCAGAGUCUCUCUGCCAUGUACUGUCAAAGAUGUAUUUUUUUUUAAAAAUAAAACAUCAUUAUUUGUUAAA